AUGGAAUUACGCGGUAAAGUCGUUGGAACAGACAGCCUUGAACUCGUCCACGUUUCCAUGGGUGUAACGUCGCAGAGCGGAUUUCAAGCUCCACUUAAGGAGCAAUACUUUGCAGAUGCAGGCGCAGUUCGACGGGUUGUCGAAGUACUUGAGAACGUGGAUGUGAUUUCACGUUGGCAAAUCGCCAAGCACAGUGCAAAUGCACUGAAUUUCCCUCGUGAAUCGAUUCUAACAGUGGGAUUUCUGCUCAAUCGAACUGUUGGCGUGCUGUGUGACGCAGUGAUUAGUGUGGUUGUCGCAGACCGCCAGUGUAGGGGUGUCGACAGUGCGCGAUUGCCGCCGUUGAGUGAGGCUGUUGUCAGUGGAUUCGGCAGCGACGGCAACAUCAUCACCAUCAUCGCUGGCUGUCGUGGUGUUGGUGGUGGAAACAUGGAAAUGGAGCUGCUGAGCAGCGAGGCCGAGGUUGACAGGCGCGUGGUCACAUCAGCUCAGGACCUCGUGCACAAAGGCAGCCUCUGCGACUUCUGCGAUUACGACCAGUCCGAGGAGCUGAGGGCGUUGCGGUGGCAGUGCAGCGAUUGCGGACGUCGCACUUGUUCCAGGUGCGCCUUCACUAUUGGCAUGCGGGACUCGCAUGGUUUGUCGGCAAGGGUGGAAGACUGCUUGGCAUUCGAUGGUGAUCAGCAAAACGCAUCCGACUUGAGUCAUUCGCGUCAACUGGCACCUUGUCUGCAGACAGUCGGCGUCUCCACCAACUGCUUCAUUCAUGACCGAUGCGUCUUGCGUGAUAUCGACAGUUCCUUGCACUCUGGAGCUGUUUCUGCGUGUCCGACCUCGGCAGUCUUGCGAUUGGCUGAUUUGGCUUACACAAUUUGCAGGCGCGUUCACAUUUCAUCUGAAAUCGAUGUCGUAACCGGACAUCGAGUGCCACUUAAGGAACAUGACACUGACUUCCACCGAAUGAAUCAAUUCCUCGUUGGAAUUGAACAGGUUGAAUCAUCGAGCUAG
Mesocestoides corti is the source of this 1008-nucleotide messenger RNA. Lineage: Eukaryota; Metazoa; Platyhelminthes; Cestoda; Cyclophyllidea; Mesocestoididae. The record is from the annotation of a GenBank genome assembly.